This is a messenger RNA of Lasiosphaeria miniovina, 3198 nucleotides long. RefSeq lists its product as uncharacterized. Gene Ontology annotation, biological process: protein deubiquitination. The record is from RefSeq and is a predicted model, not a curated record. Gene Ontology annotation, cellular component: cytoplasm. The transcript has 2 exons. NCBI's taxonomy places the organism in Eukaryota, Fungi, Ascomycota, Sordariomycetes, Sordariales, Lasiosphaeriaceae. Bases 1 to 3198 code for a protein of 1065 amino acids. Gene Ontology annotation, molecular function: cysteine-type deubiquitinase activity.
AUGGCUGGGUCGAGCACUCUGCUCGACCACGCAGGGUCCAUGCCUCCUGUCAGCGGCCAGAAGGCCUUCGGAUUCCAGGGUGGCGCUCGAGGGGGCAGGCGACCCAUACCCCACAUCGACGACAUCGUCUCCGUUACCGUCGACGUCGACACCCAUGCUCCCAUCGAGAAGGUCCUCCAGGUAGCCGAGACUUACCUGCGCCAGGCUGAAUCCUCCAAAAACUUUGGCCGCCCCGACCUGGCGCUGGCCGAUUACAUCAAGACCAACAUCAUCGUCCUCGACAUCAUCAAGAAGAACAAGGGGUGGGUAUCGCUACAGAACGAUAAUAAGACUCAGUAUGAACGGUACCAGCGCCUCUUGCGCCAGGUUCUUGCUGCGCAUACCGAUUUCGAGCAGAUCAAGGCCGAGAUCAAGGCCGACAACCAAGAGAGUGGCGUGCAGCCUACUGUUGUUCGGCCGCUGGCGAAUGGAGAGGGCAUCGAUAGCCGGACAGGACAGGAUAACAUGGCCGCCAAGACAGCUCAGGAUGGCAGCGUGACAGAUCGGGGCGUUCUGAACGGCAGUGCUGGAACCAAGGCGAACGGCACACCGCGCCGACCACCACCUCCUCCAAUCAAGACCAAACCGCAUGUUCACCCGAAACCCCAAGGCCUACACGGCAAUGCCAUCCGGCCAGCCGCUCGGGGAGAUUCGUCGUCGAACAAGGCGUCGCAGGAUCUCCUCCAGCGUUUUGCGAAUCUGCGGGCUAGCACCGCCAGCACUAUUCAAGACCCGCGCAUCCGUACGCAGCCUAUUGCGCCUCAGAAUCUACUGGAGCAGCAGGAUUUGUUGGGAUCGCAGUAUUCAAGCUCUCUUUCAGGCGAUGCGUCUGAUAUGCCAAGAUUGCCCGAUGCCAUCUAUAACCCGGCCAGAGGGACAAUAUCAAAUGAGGCCGCCGAGCUUCCCUCAAGUGCUCCACACGCCAUCUAUACUCGAACAAACUCUACGGCAUCUUUCUCCAGUUAUGCGAAGAGCAGUAAACCCCCUUCGUUUGAGGAGUAUUUUGUGCCUGCCCAGGCGUUUGGCACAAUGUCAGCCCCGGCUCCAGCGAAACGUUCAAAAAUCACCAUUCCAGAUGGCACCACCAUUACUGCUCAGGACCUUUUCCGGUACAUGAAGGCCGGUUCCAAGGAUAUCUCCAUACUCAUAAUUGAUAUCAGGAACCGAGAGGAAUUCGAUGAAGGUCACAUCAUGUCUCAGGCUACCAUCUGUCUCGAGGCUGAAGUCCUCAUGAGAGACCAUAUCUCGGCGAGCCAAAUAGCAGACAGCAUGAUUCUCGCGCCAGCCGCAGAGCAACUCCUGUUUGAAAGGCGCCACGAGUUCGAUUUGGUGGUGUUCUACGACGAGGAGUCUGACCGCGUUGCUGGAAAGGCAGAUACUCCCGAACAGCGGGCGAUCCAGGGCCUCUUUAAUGCCCUCAGCCAUUACGAUUUCUCUGGUGGAUCAGGCCCGAAGUCAGGGCCGAAGUUGCUCAAGGGCGGCCUGGACGCCUGGACAAGCCUCGUAGGCAGGGGCGCCCUACAGUCAUCGUCAACCACCUCGAUGAAGUCCUCAAAGUCAUACACUUCGAGCCCCUUGGUGAGGGGUCUCUUGACCCGCCGUCAGACUCACAUUCCCCGGCCGAUUCAAGACCCAGAGGAAGCCCGGAGGUGGGAGGAAACCAUUUCUGAUAUAGGAGGCAUAUCUCCCGUCAGGACUACAGAAGAAUUUCUCCGUCGGUUCCCCGCCGUGUCGGCGAUCCAGGAGUCGAUGGUAUCCCCAGUUAGUCCCACUGGAAGUCAGCCGCCAACCAGCCCCUUUCAAUCUCGCCUGUCUCACGAGGAGACUCUUUACACCUCUUUACCGUCACCACCAACUCGCCCACCCCCCACCCUUCCACGGAGGAGCUACAGCGGACUCGCCGAGGCAGAAAAUACCUCGCCAUUAAUGGCUAAGAGGGCAACCAUGAAGGCGGGGGUGGAACAUUUCCGGGAAAAUCGGACAGGAUUACAGAACCCUGGGGUAUUCUGCUUCGCAAACAGCUCCUUACAGGCCAUGUUUGCCACACCUGGUUUCGCCCGCGAGCUAUGGACCGGCUCCUGGAAGGAUACAUACCCGGUGCCUAUGAAACGUGAUGAGAGAUACCAAAACCCCCAGUUGCUUAUCAAGUGCCUCGCCAACCUAUUUCACUGGCUAGACCAGGGGACAUUCAAGUCCCUGGAAGCUAAAACUGUUAUGGAGUAUAUAUAUGCUAUCCAUAUGUCAGGUGUCGAUGGCAAGAAGAAGCCAGAAUCUGAAAUAUUUGGAGGGCCGGCACAACAAGACGCCCAAGAAUUCUACUCGUUCAUCAUGGACAAUAUCCACGACGAGACAAACAUUUACAGGGACAAAAAGCCCCCAAAGGAGGAAAAGCCCUACACUCCCAAAGACGGCACCAUUAUCCAAAACGCCAUGGACUACUGGCGAGACUAUUCGAGCGCGAGCGCUUCCAUUAUCGACAAAUACUUCCGGGGUCUAGAGGUGUUCAUUUCGCGCUGUCACAACCGGACAUGCCGCCAAGAAAUACGGCUCUUCCAACCCUGCGACGUUUGGAUCCUCAACCUGGCUGGUGUGAACGAUCCCACAGAUCUGGAUCAACUCCUCGUCAACCAUCAAGCGCCGGAGCAAUUCCCGGACCUUCUCUGCGAGACAUGCAACAAGCCGGGGAGGACGAGGAGAUCGAGAUUUGCCCGGCUGCCCAACCGCCUCGCGUUUUGUCUUAACCGCUUCCACACCCUAGGGGGUUCGAUGGGCGGCAGCGCGGGCGGCGGGCGGGCGGCGGCCAACAAGAUCCACACCAAGGUCCGCUUUCCUAUCCGCGACCUCGACCUAACCAAGUACUGCGCCGAGCCGGACCCGGACAUGACGUCGACCGACGACCCGCACUUCGCCGGCCGCAUGCGCUAUGACUGCUACGCCGUCACGGUGCACGUCGGCCACGGCAUCAACGGCGGCCACUACUACAGCUACGUCCAGGACGAGCUCUCCAAGGACCCCGCCAGCUGGUACCGCUGCAACGACGACGUCGUCGACCGCGUCAAAAUCGGCACCCCGGGCGCCGUCGGCGACUUCACCGAGACCAUGUACCAGAACGGAAACACGUCGGCCUAUAUGGUGUAUUAUCGGCGCCAAGGGACGUGA